This is a messenger RNA of Patella vulgata (common limpet), 1864 nucleotides long. RefSeq names its product protein CWC15 homolog. NCBI's taxonomy places the organism in Eukaryota, Metazoa, Mollusca, Gastropoda, Patellidae. Gene Ontology annotation, molecular function: RNA binding. The transcript is spliced from 7 exons. The record is from RefSeq and is a predicted model, not a curated record. Gene Ontology annotation, cellular component: catalytic step 2 spliceosome. The coding region runs from base 143 to 808 and encodes 221 amino acids. Gene Ontology annotation, biological process: mRNA cis splicing, via spliceosome.
AGGCUAAACAAAAACUAACAUGGCCGACGAGUUGUGAGAAAUUUUAAUAUUGCUCAUAUUUUCACAAAAUAAGAAGUUUGUUAGAGAUAACCGUUACCUAAUUAUAAUAGAAACCAUUGAAUAUUGUUAUAUAAAGUGAAACAUGACAACAGCAGCAAGACCAACCUGGGAUACUGCGAGAGGAGGAAGUGGUAAAGGUGAAAAUGAUUUGAGUGCCCUUUCUAAACAAUAUUCUAGUCGGGAUCUUCCAGGUCAUACAAAAUUAAAAUACAGACAAGAGGGACAAUCUGCUUCUCAUGAAUUGAGAGGUCGUGAUUUCCGUCGUGAACUAGAAGAUAGGGAAAGAUCAGCAAGAGAAAAACGUGAUGGUAGAAAUAGAGGUUCAGAUUCAAGUAGUAGUAGUAGUAGUAAAAGACCCAGAGUUGAACCAAUAUCAGCAGCUAAUUUAGAUGCUGAUGAUCCUAUUGAUGAUGAUGAUGAUGAUGAAAGUUCAGAUGAUGAAGAUGAUACAGCUGAAUUACUGGCAGAAUUACAAAAAAUAAAAAAGGAAAGAACAGCAGAAAGAGCUAAACAGGAAGCAGAAAGAAAGGUGGAAGAAGAAAGAAUUCGAACCGAAAAUAUUUUAAAAGGCAAUCCUUUACUUAAUCAGAGUGAGAAAACGGAUUUUAAAGUAAAGAGAAGAUGGGACGAUGAUGUUGUGUUUAAAAAUUGUGCAAAAGGAGAAGAGGAUAAAAAGACAAAAGGAUUUAUUAAUGACACUUUACGUUCACAGUUUCAUCGUAAAUUCAUGGAGAAAUAUGUCAAGUGAUGCUAUUUAUUAUCGAAUGGUACAAAAUUGGUGGAAGAAUGUGGACAAUAUUCUAAAUAUGUGUUUGAAAUUUUAAUGUCAUACAAUCCUGUUGUGAGACCUUAUAAUUCUAGAGCAAUGACAAUUUAGAUAGCUCUUAGCUUAAAUAUGAAAUCUGUGAAUAUACAAUGUGGCAUGACAUUUAGCCAUUUAAUUCAUAAUGAAAUGAAAUGGGAUUUAACGUCCUACUGCAAUUCAUAAUGUGUUUUUAAGUUAAAAAGAUAGUUACUUAUUGUGUGUAUUUAUUUAUACUUUGUAUUAGAGCUAUCAAAUUACAACACAAAAUGUCCAUUACUUUGUUUAAAGUAAUAAGUGUGAGUAAUACACCUGACAGUCUUUUUUUCUAUAGUUCAUACAUGUAUGAUAGAAAAUAAUAAAAACAUAAUAUUUUGUUCACUGAUUUAUAAAGUAAUGGAUAUCCAUAAUCAUUGACCAAACUGGAGUGUUUUUGUAUGAAAUUACCCAUCUCAUUUCUCAUGUUUAUUUCUUGUUGGCCAUGCAUUCCAAAUGGUAAAAAAAUGCUUAUAUUGUACUGCACAUUCUUUGUGACAUCCAAUAAUGUUGUCAACAAUCUAUUCAUAACUCAUAUUUUACAAACACAAGGAGGAGGAAUCAUCCAUUUAAAUUGAAUAUUUCUUGUUGACCCUAUGCAAUAAACAAUGAAUGUAGGUUAGCAGUGUAAUUGAUAAAAUACAACAUUUGGUAUAAUACUCAUAAGAAUGAAAAGAUGGGCUGCAAACUUUUACGCUCUGCAUUUUCAAAAUUGAGGUGAUAAGUAGUGUACAAUUAGUGUUUUGGUAACCUCAUUGAAUAUAUAGGGAAUCUCCUACGAGUCUUUUUUUAUACCACAAAAUAUCCACAGAAGUUGAUAAAGUAAAAAAAUGAGAUUUUGUUGAGUUUUUAUUUACUUGAUUAGUGUUGAUUUCUUUUGAUAUCAAAAAAGACUUGUAGGAGAUAUUGUACAUGUAUAUCACCCAAACCCUUUCUUAUGUGCAUAAAUAAAUAAAUACAAUUCUU